Molecule: messenger RNA, 258 nt
Organism: Rotaria sp. Silwood1
Lineage: Eukaryota; Metazoa; Rotifera; Eurotatoria; Philodinida; Philodinidae
Source: the annotation of a GenBank genome assembly
AUGUUGCAAGAUGCACAUUAUAUCAGCACCUUUCUUCAUUUAUCCAUGAAAAGUUUUUGUAAUAAUACUGGUUUUCAAGAAAAAGCUCUUAAGUUAGUUAAAACGGAAAUUAUUAAACGGCAACCAACAAUACUAUCCAUUACAUGUGCAACUACUACUCCAUCAUCAGUUCAUACAAAUUCACUUGAUUCUCAAUCGGCAACAUCAAAAGGUCUUCUUUCAUACUGUUUUGAUAUACCACAAAAUUUCUUAACAUAG